This is a messenger RNA of Fusarium sp. VM40, 786 nucleotides long. NCBI's taxonomy places the organism in Eukaryota, Fungi, Ascomycota, Sordariomycetes, Hypocreales, Nectriaceae. The record is from the annotation of a GenBank genome assembly.
AUGUCUGAGCUACGUUUCCUCAGGCGGAACCUACGGAUUCUCGUCCUAAACCCGAACUCAUCCACCACUAUGACUGAUGGUAUGGCAAACGCCAUCCGCCAAAUGACACUACCAGACUCAGUUGAGAUUUAUACCUACACUGCCCCUCCUCACUCUGCUCCAGGUAGCAUCAACGACCAGGACGAUAUUUCCCGCAGCACCCAAGCUGUACUUGAUGACCCCAAGAUUGAAGAGGAACUCGAAUCCGACAAAUAUGAUGCUGUUCUGGUCGCAUGCUUCAGUGUCCACUGCCUGGUCUCCAAGUUGACCAGGUACCGCCAUCUCUCUGUCACGGGUAUCUUUGAGGCAAGUAUUCUUACAACUUAUUCCCUUAUGAGCGCACCAGACAAUGCUGGUAAAUGGGGUAUUGUCACAACUGGCAAAUUCUGGGAGGAUCACUUGUCCGACGGCGUCAAGAACUUCCUCGGCCAGGAAAAGGAUGGCGUUAAUAACAAGUUCGCUGGUGUCUUCUCCUCUGGCCUCACUGCAGGCGAUUUCCACACGAUUCCGCCGGAGAAGGUCGAAGAAAAGCUCAAGGAAGCAACCAAGAAUCUGCUUAAUGAGGGACAGGUAUCGGUUGUGGUCAUGGGCUGCGGUGGUAUGGCUGGUCUGGAGAACAUUAUACGAUCGACCGCGAUCGAGAUGUAUGGUAAGGCCGAUGGCAACCAGGUAUACAUCAUCGACGGUGUCAAGUCAGGCGUCAUGCAGUUGGAACAGAUGACCCGCAGCAAACGAAUCUUCCGGUAA